This is a messenger RNA of Spea bombifrons (plains spadefoot toad), 3079 nucleotides long. RefSeq names its product autophagy-related protein 9A-like. The record is from RefSeq and is a predicted model, not a curated record. NCBI's taxonomy places the organism in Eukaryota, Metazoa, Chordata, Amphibia, Anura, Pelobatidae. The transcript has 15 exons. Bases 193 to 2601 code for a protein of 802 amino acids. Gene Ontology annotation, cellular component: autophagosome; phagophore assembly site. Gene Ontology annotation, biological process: protein localization to phagophore assembly site; autophagy of mitochondrion.
ACCAAACAGCCUCAUCCAUGCACUAAGCAGCUGGACACAAUAGGGACUCCGGCUGGGAAAGGGCAGAAUUUACCCCCCAGCAGGGCAGAGACGGCGGUCGCCGGGGAGACUGGGAUGACGGGACGGUAGCGGCGAGGACUGCGUAGAGAAGAGAUCGCAGCAGACGGGGGGAGCGGAGAGAAUGCCCUGAGGAUGGAGGCCCAGGAGCAGUACAGAGAAUACCAGCGGCUGGAGGACUUCGAGGAGGACUCCCCGCCCGGAGAGGAGGACCUCCUGGUCCACGUACCAGAAGCGGUGAAAGAUUCGUGGCAUCACAUCAAGAACUUGGACAACUUCUUCACUAAGAUCUACCAUUUCCACCAGAAGAACGGCUUUGCCUGCAUGGUGCUGUCCGACUUCUUCGAGCUCGUUCAGUUCCUGUUUGUUGUCACCUUCACCACGUUCCUGUUUCACUGCGUGGAAUACGAUGUUCUCUUUGCCAACAAACCGGUCAAUCACACGCAGUCCGGGGCCGCGCCGGACCGCAACAAGGUGACGCUGACCGAUGCCAUCCUGCCAGCAAACCAGUGCGCCCAGAGGAUUCGGGCCAAUGGUUGGAUUAUCUUCCUUCUCAUCAUGGCCGCCGUCUUCUGGCUCUACCGUCUCAUCAGGAUGUUCUGUAACCUCCUGAGUUACUGGGAGAUCCGCAGCUUCUACAUCCGCGCCCUGAAGAUCCCAUCGGACGAGCUCUGUAACUUCAGCUGGCAGGAGGUUCAGAGUCGCCUGAUCUCCCUCCAGCGGGAGCACCCGAUGUGUGUGCACAAGAAGGAGCUCACCGAGCUCGAUAUCUACCACCGCAUUCUGCGCUUCAAGAACUACAUGGUGGCCAUGAUCAACAAGAACCUCCUCCCCGUCUGCUUCCGCCUCCCGCUGCUCGGAGAAAUCACCUUCCUCAGCCAGGGGCUCAAAUACAACCUGGAGCUCCUCUUCUUCUGGGGUCCGGGGUCUCUUUUUCAGAACAAAUGGAACCUGCAGCCCAAGUACAAGCGCGUGGGGCAGCGGCUGGAGCUGGCGCAGGAGUUGAGCCGCACCAUCGUUCUGCUGGGUUUGGCCAACCUCUUCCUCUGCCCGUUCAUCCUGGUCUGGCAGAUCCUCUACGCCUUUUUCAGCUACACCGAGAUGAUCAAAAGGGAGCCGGGGAGCCUCGGGGCCAGGCGGUGGUCUCUCUACGGCCGGCUCUACCUGCGCCAUUUCAACGAGCUGACCCACGAGCUGCAGGCGCGGCUGAGCCGUGGAUACAAGCCGGCCACCAAGUACAUGAACUCCUUCGCCUCUCCGCUGCUGGCCAUCGCUGCCAAGAACCUGGGCUUUUUCGCGGGGUCCCUUCUCGCCGUCCUCAUCGCGCUGACCGUUUACGACGAGGAUGUCCUCACGGUCCAGCAUAUCCUGACCGCCAUCACCGUGCUCGGCGUCCUCGUCACCGUGGCCAGGUCCUUCCUUCCGGACGAGCACAUGGUGUGGUGCCCCGAGCAGCUGCUGCAGUGCGUCCUGGCCCAUAUUCACUACAUGCCUGACCACUGGCAGGGCCACGCGCACAAGUCUGAGACACGCGACGAGCUGGCCCAGCUCUUCCAGUACAAGGCGGUCUUUAUACUGGAGGAACUCCUGAGCCCCAUCAUCACCCCGUUCAUCCUCAUCUUCUCUCUGCGCCACAAGUCCCUGGAGAUCAUCGACUUCUUCCGGAACUUCUCGGUGGAGGUGGUCGGCGUCGGGGACAUUUGCUCGUUUGCCCAAAUGGACAUUCGGAAGCACGGAAACCCUCAGUGGCUUUCCGACGGUCAGACGCAGGCCUCGGUGUAUCAGCAGGCCGAGAACGGGAAGACCGAGCUGUCCCUCAUGCAUUUCGCCAUCACGAACCCGCACUGGCAGCCGCCGCUGGAGAGCUCCGUGUUCAUCGGCCACGUGAAGGAGAAGGUUCAGCAGGACGCUGCCCACGCGCCGCCUGCCCAGCAAAUCCUAUGCGACGUCCCCAUCUGCAGCUCCCUCCUGUCUAACGAGUCCGGGACCGCGCCGGAUAACCUGUUGGCCAGCGUCCUCGUCCACCCCAUCCUGACCGCCAGCGGGUUACCCACUAAGGAUCGCCGAUUCGCUCAGCCAACCACCACCGCGUCGGCCGCCGCCAGCGUCCUCGCCUCCCUCUCCGUGUCGCAAGUGUCGGGACGUGCGCAGGGGGCUCCGGGCGACGGCUCCAUGUACCGCAGCGACAGGACCGUCCUGCAGGAGAGCAUGUCUCGCAGUGACCCCCAGCUCCAGAGCAUCUCUCGCUCCUCCCUCCUGGCCUCGGAAUUCGCCUCGGCAGAGAUGAGUCUCCACGCCAUUUACAUGCACGAGGUGCACCAGACUCAGGGUGGCUCCCAGCGGCCCCUGGGCAUGUGGCAGGCGGCCGAUCUCUCCCCUCAUCAGAAGCAACAAACCAGCGUGAGGCCAGGACCCCUUGGUGGAUACCGUGGUUUGCGUCUCGGUGGAUGGGAGGAGGAGGAGGGUCAGCUGCAGGAGGUGGAGGAGAGCGGCCCCCCGCAGAGCGGCUCCGCAGGACACAGCACAAGCAGCAGCAGCAGCUAACGUGCCUUAACCGGGUCCCACCAUCUGCAGGACGGGAUCCACGUCUCCGUGUUUCUGGAUUGUGUGAGAAUGCUGAGUGUGCCCUCCGUGGCCCGGCCGUGGCAGACGUGGCCGGAUUUAUUUAUCGUUUUGCGAGUAAAGGUGCCACUUGAGGUCACCGCGAGUGUUUUUUUUUCUGCCGGAGACACCUGCUGUCUAAUGCCCCCUGUCUCUCCCGCCACGGUCCGUGGUCCUCUCGGGCACCGGAAGCGGAUUUCCUAUUUAUUUGCACAGUGUUAUUACGGAUUUACCCAAACGUGGACGAGCGGCCUUCACGUGGCUCUGGGGAACUUUCUCCACGUCCGGUGCCCGGCCCCAGGUUAUGUGGCUGGACACGUUAUUGUCCGGUGGUUCCUGAUUCUGGUGGCUUUAUGUGAUGGAGACUUUUUGCCUGUCGGGGCAGGAGCUGCCCGGUGCUUCAUAAACGUGGCUCUGUGGC